Suillus paluster is the source of this 829-nucleotide messenger RNA. RefSeq names its product NADH-ubiquinone oxidoreductase complex I, 21 kDa subunit-domain-containing protein. The record is from RefSeq and is a predicted model, not a curated record. NCBI's taxonomy places the organism in Eukaryota, Fungi, Basidiomycota, Agaricomycetes, Boletales, Suillaceae. The coding region runs from base 98 to 601 and encodes 167 amino acids. The transcript has 5 exons.
GGGCCGGUCACUCCUCGCGACGAACCGCGACCUUGUCUUUCUCCAUACAACGACUACUAAUCAGUGACCGUUCUUCUUAUUGUCAACAUUUGUCGCGAUGCCGAACAAGGUCGUCACGACACCAUACCCGCUCAUCGACGCUGACCCGCACGCUUUCCGUGUCGUGCGUUAUUUCCGUUCCUCAGACUAUGCAACUUGGGCUGCAGGAACAGCCGCAUUCCCGGGUGCAUUGUACUUCUGGAAUAUGGCUGACCCCGCGAAGGUUCGUCUGCGGACCAGCCUUCGGCUCGGAGGCUUCCUUGGCUUCGUCGGCGGGUUCUUGCUAGCAUACCAACGCUCAAGUUUCCGUUUCUGGGGUUGGUCAGAGAACAAACGAGAGGAGGACAUGGACGUGGCUGAGCUCUCCCAAAGGGCAGCCGAGGGUAAGCCUUUGUAUGGUACAUCAAGCCAGCCAGAGUGGGUGCAGGGCACUGCAUACCGGAAUUCUGCGUGGUCUCAGUUGAAAUUCCACGCAUUCCCCAUGUUCAACUUUGUGAAUCAUCAACAUCAUGGUACCGACCCCGCAAAAUAUGGUGUGAAGGAAAAGGAACUCUCGGAUUAGAUAUCGAUACGCCUUCCUGCUGGAUGUACCCGAACCUGCUUUGGCGCUAGAAUAUAGUGACCCCAUCGUAAUCAAAGCACGGUCUCAGUCUAUUAUUCGGUCACAAGUUUCUGGUUGUCACGACACAUCAAUUUCCUGGAGCAUCGCCGACCACUCUCAUUGCGUCUCCUACAAUGUGCUGCAGUGCUGUGGUGCAGUUUGAACCCGAGGUGCAUAUGUCGUGGUCUA